This is a messenger RNA of Babesia bovis T2Bo, 3247 nucleotides long. RefSeq names its product RNA polymerase I specific transcription initiation factor RRN3 family protein. The transcript is spliced from 3 exons. Bases 267 to 3233 code for a protein of 988 amino acids. The record is from RefSeq and is a predicted model, not a curated record. Gene Ontology annotation, cellular component: nucleus. Gene Ontology annotation, biological process: transcription initiation at RNA polymerase I promoter. NCBI's taxonomy places the organism in Eukaryota, Apicomplexa, Aconoidasida, Piroplasmida, Babesiidae. Gene Ontology annotation, molecular function: RNA polymerase I core binding; RNA polymerase I general transcription initiation factor activity.
AUCACACUGGGAUUAAAUAUUUCCCAAUAUACUUGGUACAAUUUGUACUCUUAAAGACAACCCAUUGCUUAAUUCGGCAAUAUCUAGUGCGUAUUACUACCUAAGGCAGUUACUUUGACGUUGGUGUCUGGUUGCUGUUAUAUCAACUAUCUUGUUUGUUCUGCACAGUGAUCAUAUGCUAAUCGAUAUGGUCCUAUUUUGGAAUAACGGUGUUUUAUCUUAUAAGUGGUCUAUAGAAGACUUAUAGGAUUCGCCGUGUUUUUACGAUGGCGAGUUACUUAUCGCAACUCCGGCGGUUUAAAGUUAACCGUGCCAACUUAGUGGAGAAUGAACCUGCUCCGGUAGUGGUCAACAACACCACGAUUAUCCGCAAACUGCAAGAUAUAUCUAGAUCACCAUCUCAGGAUGAAGGGACGUUAAAAGAAUACAUACGUAUACUAUGUGAGGAGAUGCAUUGGCAGUGUGCCAGUGAAUCCGAGGUUAAUGAUGUUACCAAUGGGUUAAUCGAUAUGGUCACAACAGAACACUCGUUACUGGGAUCAGUUGUCCACGAGAUUGUAGCUAAAUUUAGGCGCAUAGAGGGCGAAAAUGGCAAGAUUGACAUCGUUGACAAGGUAUUCGAUAAUUUCUUGGAACUGAAAAAACAGUUGCGUCACAUUCUUAUCAACAGUACCUUGGACGUACCUCUUGAAGGCGAUAGUUUAAAAAUAGUUCGUGAAAUAUUACGCCAAUAUCCAGGUUCUAUAGACGUGGAUUCAGUUACUAUUUUCACAUCGGUCCAUUUGAAUCCGAAGUAUCGCGGGAUGCGUUGUUUCUUCUUCAAGGAAGCCGAUGGCCGAUGCACUGACUUUAGUUAUGCUCGGUGUGCUGAUGGCGUUCCUGCACGGUACCAUCGGCUACACAAUGUGUUUAUAGACGUUCUAGUGGAACUAUGUCGCCUAUACCCUAGGGUAAUAGGCCAGGUGAUAGAGUCCUUUGAGAACUUGUAUCCACACUACAACCUUGCCCUGGAACAUCACGUGUCGGUAUCUAGGAAUUUAUGCACUCUUGCUAGAAGGGUACCAGCUUUAUUGGGGCCACUGUAUCGAUUGCUGAUUACCAAGGUUACUAUCAUUGACGCCGAGAUAAAGUUAGAGGACCCUAGUGAGUUUUGCGAGGAGAAGAUUAAGGCGCUGCGACUGGAGACAAUGCGCCAGCUGGCGUCUGAGUUAAAGAGUGGAUCUAUUGACAUCUCUGAGGCUAAGCACCGUAUUGGCAACCCCAACUGGUACCAGGAGCUUUACGCCACUGUACGUACUGAUGAGGACCUGGAUGACAUGACGCAGAAGUUGGAUGCUGUAAUGUCAGUUUUGUUCAGCUCGCUGACUAGGCUACUAAAUGACAAUAUGGACACGCCCGCUGUGCAGAAACCAUCAAUGCCCGAGUUAACAGAGGACUCCUCUGAUAGUGACGGAAGCGACUCUGUAUCCACUAGUGGCUACCAUUCCGUAUCCAGUUAUAGGAAUGAAGAGGUCAAUUAUCCAGAUCAUGGAUUACGCAGCAAGUCUGUUUCGGGUGUCGUCAAAUCAGAAGUGGGUUAUAAUGUCCCAACGGUUGCUGACAGGAUAGUGUCUGAAUUACUCGACGUCUUCGAGGAUGUAGUGCUACCAACGCAACGGUGUAAAUACGUCCAGUUCCUAUAUAUCCACGUGGCUUCUAUGAAGACUGCAUGGUCCCAUUUAUUCCUGCAACGGCUGUUACUUAUACUAUAUGACGAAGAGGCCCAUUCAACAAGUCGACGUUAUGCUAGUAGCUACAUAGCCUCGAUAGUAUCGCGUGCUGAUUUUAUCCAGGGCCAAGUUGUUUGUAGUGUGGUGUACUAUCUGUUUUCCAUAUUGGCCAAGUUCGAAUAUCUCUUGGUGCAGUGUCAGGAUUCGGGUGCUAGUAGUGUGACUUCUGAUUUUACCCUUAGGUCCCAAAAUCGCUUUGGUGAAUCCGGCAGUAUAAGAUCGCAUUCACAAAUGAAUCGAUUCUAUUCCUUAUUACAGGACAUACUUCAUAUAGUCUCUUACCAUGCAGGUACACUAGGUAGUUCACCUCGUUGCGUGCGUUACCUCCAGGACAAAAGGUUAUCUGUAUGUACUUUCCUAGACAGCCAUUUGUUCCCAGUUGGCCGUAUGCGCGAGACUGUAGUUGAUAACGCAAUAUCCGCGACAUCUAUAGUCCCCGAGCUGCGAACACUGCACAUAUCACUGGUUAAAGCCAGGGAAGCGGUAUUCAGCAGUGACAACGCGUGUGCCAAAGGGUAUUCCACAAAAGUGAUAGAAGGAAGUUUUCCCUAUGACUCAUUUGCUCUGUAUCACUCCCGGUACUUCAUUCGCAAUAACUAUCGUUUACAUGGUUACUACGAGCUAAACAAGGACUUGGUGGCAGUGAAGCAGGAGCUGGUAGACAUGGCACCUGAUUACGUGGUAACUAAGGAACCAACAGCUAGAAAAUGCAUUCCAGUAUCGGCGUUACGUGACAUUAAGGUUGAAUGUACAAAAAAAGUUCCUCAUGGCCUCGAUUUGAUACCGGAUGGCACCAGUAUCGACGUGCCAAUGAAGAAAUCAGAUCUUGACAGCGAUAUUCCCGAGGACAGGAUAGUUGACCAGUUCAUGCAGGCGACGCCUACUCGUCCGGAGCCGUGGCAAAGUCCAGUUCCGAGAUUGCAGAAUCAGGGAUUCGCUGUCGUGGGUGAUCUUAACACGUCGGGGUACACCACUACCGAGGGUGGAUUCUCCGACACAAAACAUGAUAACGCCCUUUGUUCAUCACAGGAUAGCGGUAGCUCCAUUGCAACGCACAUUCGGUCGCGGCUGCAACGGAAACACAGGAGGACACAAAAAAUCGAUAUGGAUCCCUUGUUCGAUUUUUACGGGGAGGAUGUGUCCGACAUUUCAGAAGUCGACUUUAGGAGCGACAACCUGAAGCGUUUAAAGAGCUGCUCGAGCGCCGGUACUGAGUACUCCACAACCGGGCCUGAGGUCCCGGCUGACCAUACCAACGACGACCAGCAGCUUAUAGUUAUCGGCAUUGACCAGUUGGAUGACUUUGAACUGUCACUUUCAAGCUCGAUUUUGGUUAAUGCCCCCAAGCGGAGCAGUAAACGAAUAUUCGACCUCUUGACAGCGACAGCGGCUUAUAAAUCGGCCAUAGUCAAUUCCGAGGUGACAAAGAACAUACAUAAGCGGUGUCAGGAUUCACUCAAAUAGAGGGAUCCAAUUUG